This is a messenger RNA of Cotesia congregata, 2479 nucleotides long. Lineage: Eukaryota; Metazoa; Arthropoda; Insecta; Hymenoptera; Braconidae. The record is from the annotation of a GenBank genome assembly.
GCAGCUCCACUCAGAGUACAGGAGCACAUAUACAUGGCAUGAGUACACAGGGCCGCAUCAGGAGCACACAGUUGUACGUCGUGCACCCCAAGCUCCACCAACUUCCACGAAGCAAGUGACCGCGAAGCUACAAUCCGCCAAGUCAACUGAGGAUGAAAAUAAUACCGAAGGACCAACAUUGGAACCUCCAUUGCCGAGACGAAAGAAGUGCCCAGAGCUUGCUUACAGACAUCAUGAAUUCAUCAAUGCCGCUGACGCUGGUGGAAUUGAUGCUGUGGACACCAAUGUCGUUGCUGAUAAAGUUCGGGAGGUGACAGGAAAUACAGCGCUACCAGCGAGCCAGCUGAGCAAGGCGAUUUCACGGAUAAGUACUGAGUAUCGAUUGCAGUUCGCUUGGCCAAGGCGAGCCCAGCUGACAAAUGGCGAUGCCGUUUCCCAGCUACCAGCUGCUGGUGGUGCUGGUGGUAAUGCCGGUGGACCACCAAGAAAAUCACUGAGCAUGGGUGCUUUGAAACAAGGAAUUCCUUCCUCAGGACCUGCUCCGGUUCACAUGAAAAAAAGACCCGGAGAUGUUGAUCACAAACGUGAUGGAGUACAACCAUCUGAGCUGGAACCACUGGUGGGUAAUAAUACUGAUAAUAUUGACGGAGUUGUUCUUGAAGCUGAAGAACGUGAUGAGGAUCUUGCUGACCUCAAAGUUGCCUUCAGGUCGGUUACUAAAGAAGAAAAGGAUAAAGAAAAUACGAGAAAGGUAGCACCUAAUAUGCCACCAGCUGGAAGACCAUCAUCUGUACAAGCCAGACCAAUUUAUGAGAUUCUGCAAGAUGAUUUGAAAGCUGUUGAUACUGAGAAAGCUAUUGCACGUGAUGGUGCAUUACUGCCUUCUCCAACACGAGAGAAGCUGGAGCCAGUAGUGCCACGACGUCGUGACGACUCUAAGGAAUCUACUCAUCGGGAAGAAAUUCAACCACGAACCAAAUCAAGCCCGAAGAACAGUCCUCGAACAGGACGUUCCCAGAGCAUGGGUCCAUUAAGCAGAUCUCCAAAGCGACAGACACCUAGAACACCAUCAGUUAGCAAAGACAUAAAGGAAAAAGAAAAGGAGCAUAAAGAUAAAGAAGCGAGAGACAGAAGUGGCGAGCCAGAAAGGCAUCCACGUCCGACCUUCCUCGCGACAACCGCUUCCCCUCGUCCUCUUCAUCUAGCCGCGAAAACAAAUUUACCACCAACAACAACAACUACAACAACUACCACAACAACAAAUACAAAAGUAACCCCAAAUAAGCUUCAUCAAAGCGCGCGAGAGCGCUCCGAUGGCCGGUCAGGCAUCAGAUCAGCCUCAGCAGCAGCAACUUCCUCGGGCUCGAGGUCACUGGACCGGGUCACCAGUAAUAACCGAAAAAAUUUGAGCUUAAGCCAUAGUCCAGCCUCAAGAGCCCGAGGAUCCGCCAAAGCCAAGGCGACAUCCGCGCCUACUGCUGAUCACCCAUCCAAAUCAUCCUCCACCACCACCGACAAUCGAAUUCAAUCGUAUCGAGCUAAUGCAGCCCUGCAAGCUAUGACCGCGGAGCCGCAUAUGAAUGGGGAUGGAACGGGCGGCGAGUCAAGCGUGGCGUCGACCCCCCCGUCGCAAGCUGCCACCGUGUCAGCACCCGCGGCGACCGCGGUGGUAACAAGCUGCCCGUGGUUCGACGACGAGCCCGUGAUAAAGAGUCCACCGGAGCCAACCCGGGUAAAGAGUCCAGAGCAGAUGAUAAUGCGCUCCCCCGAGCCGGUGAAUUGGACAGUGCCACUGGACACCGGCAAGACCUUCACGGUGACGCAAAACGUCCUCGAGGGGGAACCGCUGACGAGACCUCACAGCGAAGCGAAAACCUGGGCAGCACCAACAGUUCACUCAACACCGCAAUCAGCACCGCCGGAACUAGCAGCUCUGCACAAAUCUCAUCCGCAACAGCAUUCUCAGCAUUCGGGCUACAAGUCCCCCGAGAGCGAGAGUGUCUCACUGGGGAGCUACACCGGGCUAAAUGGCCACAAGGACAUGGACUCAGAGAGGGACAGUCCAUUACCAACCAAUCUACAGUGUACACCCACUCCAACCCAAAGUGAUAAGGUUUCAGUAGCAGUAGAGAAACCCGACGAACCCAAGAACCCAGCGAUAAAACCCGUAGCAGGUACAAGUUUGCGGUGCCUAGAAGAUCCAGUCUUUGAAUUUGAGAAGAGCAAAGCAGAGACAGCUGCAACAGCACCAACAACGACCUCAACAACAUCCGGCGGUUCCGGGUACCGCGUCCUGGAAGCAGAGGACCCGGCAUCGGAGGUGACUGCACCCGUUGCCACAGGAUCCGGUUAUCACGUACUUGAAGCACCAGCUUUGAGUCCAGGUUCAGCUCAACGAUCGGUCGCGAGUGACGUGCUCGAGAUUGCUCGCAAUAGAUUUGAUAAAUUCUGGGGCAAGGGCUCUGAUAAUCAAGCUUAA